UCCAGAUUCAAUUCCAAAUUUUAGAAAAAUCAAACUCAAUCACAACUUAGACCGUAAUUUCGUGCUUCUCAUUUUCUCCAAAUCCUUCUUCCUUCUUCUACUCCAAAUCCAGAAGAAGAAAAUGACCAUUAUACCCUUCUUUCUUCUUCUUCUCACUAGAACCCUAACCAAUAUCUUCUUCUUCAACACUUCUGCAACUUUCCUCCUUUUAAUUCUUCAAAUUUAUUGCUUUUUAUCUCCUUGUCAGUUGCCUUGUUGAUUUCAACUCUGGAUCUGCAUCAAAACCCAGUAUUAUUUCCACUGGUCAAAAUUGAAUCUUCAUCAAUCUGAAUCUUCAUCUUCUUCUUCAAUGGCUUCCAAUCUGAAUCUUUGUGAAUCUUCAUGAACGAAAACGUAAAUCAGGACAAACGAUUGCAACACGGCGAAUUCGGAAAAUCAUGAAGAAAAAGCGAAAUAGGAUGUUGGAGAUGAAGAUGAGGUAUGGUGGUUGAGGCAUUCGACGGUGCCUUUGGUGAGCUUGUCCUGAAUCUCUUGCAGAAGUUGAGGUAAUAACUGGUUGGUAGUUGAGGAUGGUCUAGAGUCCAUUGCUGACGACGACGAGGUAAGUGGGAGUGAUUUUAGCAUUUCAUUCUCAAUAGAUUAGAGAGCUAAAGGAUUAAUUAAUUCAAAUUAAUAUUGUUUCGUUGUUGAUCUCAUGCGAUUGAAGCAAUUUUUUAUUAUUUUUUUAAAACAUAUUACAACCACAAAACUCAUUACAAUUAUCUUCAAUAAUGUUCUAUAGGAAAAACAAUAUGUACAUACAAUUGGAAAAGAAUUAAAUGUUUGACGAUCGUAUCGUUAAAAAUUUAUCUUCUUUAUCGUACUGUUAAAUAUGGUGGUGGUGAGGAGAUUUGGUGAUGGUGGAGUGAUUGGAGGUUGUUAAAUAUCGUACUGUUAAAUUUAUGAAGGAUGAAUGUGGAUGAAAAUGAGAGAAGAAGAAGGAGGUUAAUAAAUUAAUUGUUGGUGAUACACCGUAAAAUCUGAUAGACUUUCGUAAUUCAACGGUCUCUUUUUUUAGGGGAUUAAAAUUAUCAAAGUUGGACCAAAUUGAAUAAAAGAAAUAAAUUAAGGGACGUGUUUGAGAAAGUUAAGACUUAUGUGACCAAAUUGAAUAAAAGAAAUAAGUUAAGGAACCGGCAGAUCAAUUAAGCCUAUAAAAAAAAAUACGGCAAACAUAGGAACCUUGACUUGAACAUUGACUAGUCAGAUCUCAAAGCCGACUCAUCCCCCACAACAUCACACAUAAAUAACUUCAACAAAGAACAAAAUCAUGAAACAACAAAAACAAAACAUAACAAGAAGAAGAAAAAAAUGAAAACUCUCAAACCCCAUCACCACCAAUUAUCAACCUUCAUCUUCAUCCUACUCUUCCCUUUCCUUAAAUCACAAACUGCAAGACAACAAAACAACACAGGCUACACUUGUCCCAACAACAACAACAACAACAACAACACUUAUCCAUGUCAAACCUAUGUUUACUACAAAGCAACACCACCAAAUUACCUCGAUUUAGCUACCAUUUCAGACCUUUUCCAACUUAGUCGUUUAAUGAUCUCAAAACCAAGCAAUAUCUCUUCACCUUCUUCUCCUCUACUCCCUAACCAACCCCUUCUCAUUCCCUUAACUUGUUCAUGCAACUUCAUCAACACCACUUUUGGUUCCAUUUCUUACUCUAACAUCACUUACACCAUCAAACCAAACGAUACCUUUUUCCUUGUUUCAACUAUAAACUUCCAAAACCUCACUACUUAUCCUUCUGUUCAAGUUGUUAAUCCUAAUCUUGUUGCUACUAAUCUCUCUAUUGGUGAUAAUGCUGUGUUUCCUAUUUUUUGUAAGUGUCCUGAUAAAACCAAAACAAAUUCUAGUUUCAUGAUUUCUUAUGUUGUUCAACCUCAUGAUAAUGUUUCUUCUAUUGCUUCUAUGUUUGGAACAAGUGAAAAGUCUAUAGUUGAUGUUAAUGGUGAAAGGUUAUAUGAUUAUGAUACUAUUUUUGUUCCUGUUACUGAAUUACCUGUCUUGAAACAACCUAGUACUAUUGUUCCUUCUCCUGCUCCAAGAGGAAAUUCUGAUGAUGGUGAUGAUGAUGAUGAUAAGAGUGGAAUUGUUAAAGGGUUGGCUAUUGGAUUAGGAAUUUUAGGGUUUUUGUUGAUUUUGGUUAUAGUGUUUUGGUUUUACAGAGAGGUUCUGUUUAAGAAGGAAAAGAAAGGAAAGGGUUUGUAUUUUGGAGAUAAAGGGUAUAAAGGGAAUGAUGAAAAGAAGAAGAAAAUGGAUGUGAAUUUUAUGGCUAAUGUUUCUGAUUGUUUAGAUAAGUAUAGAGUUUUUGGAUUUGAUGAAUUGGUUGAAGCUACUGAUGGGUUUGAUGAAAGGUUUUUGAUUCAAGGGUCUGUUUAUAAAGGUGAAAUUGAUGGACAAGUUUAUGCAAUUAAGAAGAUGAAGUGGAAUGCUUAUGAAGAACUCAAAAUUUUGCAGAAGGUAAACCAUGGGAAUUUGGUGAAGUUGGAAGGAUUUUGCAUAGAACCAGAAGAAUCAAAUUGCUAUCUAGUCUAUGAAUAUGUUGAAAAUGGAUCUCUUUACUCAUGGUUACAUGAAGACAAAAACGAAAAGUUAAAUUGGGUAACAAGGCUAAGAAUAGCCGUUGACAUUGCCAAUGGUUUAUUGUACAUUCAUGAACACACAAGACCAAAGGUUGUACACAAAGACAUUAAAAGUAGCAACAUUCUCUUGGACUCAAACAUGAGAGCUAAAAUUGCAAAUUUCGGUCUUGCAAAGAGCGGAAUUAACGCGAUUACAAUGCACAUUGUAGGAACACAAGGGUACAUUUCACCCGAAUAUCUAGCCGAUGGUAUCGUGUCAACGAAGAUGGAUGUGUUUUCUUUUGGUAUUGUGCUGCUUGAAUUGAUUUCUGGGAAGGAAGUUAUUGAUGAGGAGGGGAAUGUUUUGUGGGCUAGUGCUAUAAAAACAUUUGAAGUGAAAAAUGAACAAGAAAAAGCUAGGAGACUUAAGGAAUGGUUGGAUAGGACUAUGUUAAAGGAGACAUGUUCAAUGGAAAGUUUGAUGGGUGUACUUCAUGUUGCAAUUGCUUGUUUGAAUAGAGAUCCAUCAAAGAGACCUAGCAUUAUAGAUAUUGUUUAUUCACUUAGUAAAUGUGAAGAAGCAGGAUUUGAGCUCUCAGAUGAUGGGUUUGGUUCAGAAAGGUUGGUGGCUAGGUGAAUUAGGUUAUUUUGAUGGCCAAUUUAGUUUAAUGGGUACAGAUAUGUAGUAUUUCUUAAAGGAGGGGAGUUUUGAUCCCAAAAAGUUCAGAGAAAAAAAAUAUAAUGUAAUACUUUUAAAACAAAUUAGAAAAUAUAAUGAGGUCUACACGUGAGUUCAAUCACUUGAUUAUAUCUUAUUGUAAUUCGAUUAGAUCGAUGUAUGUGUAAUUUUUCCUCUUCAAAAUUGUGUAAUUUACUUUUA
This is a messenger RNA of Medicago truncatula (barrel medic), 3492 nucleotides long. RefSeq names its product serine/threonine receptor-like kinase NFP. Lineage: Eukaryota; Viridiplantae; Streptophyta; Magnoliopsida; Fabales; Fabaceae. The transcript is spliced from 2 exons. Bases 1351 to 3249 code for a protein of 632 amino acids. The record is from RefSeq and is a predicted model, not a curated record. Gene Ontology annotation, molecular function: protein kinase activity; ATP binding. Gene Ontology annotation, biological process: protein phosphorylation.